This is a messenger RNA of Ruditapes philippinarum (Manila clam), 3423 nucleotides long. Its product is annotated as acetylcholine receptor subunit beta-type acr-3-like. Gene Ontology annotation, cellular component: membrane. The transcript has a single exon. Gene Ontology annotation, molecular function: transmembrane signaling receptor activity; extracellular ligand-gated monoatomic ion channel activity. Gene Ontology annotation, biological process: monoatomic ion transmembrane transport. The record is from RefSeq and is a predicted model, not a curated record. The coding region runs from base 175 to 1464 and encodes 429 amino acids. Lineage: Eukaryota; Metazoa; Mollusca; Bivalvia; Venerida; Veneridae.
AAAAGGCAGUGGAAAUUAAAACAUAAAAUUAGUUAUUGAAUUUAAAAGAUACAAAAAGACGGUCAAAGGGAAAUAUAUUGUGUUUCGGACACAAAGUUUCUUGAUAAAAUUAAAACUUAAAAUUAGUUAUUGAAUUAAAUAUAUGCAAAAAUAGAGGUCAAAGAAAACACUAUUAUGUUCCGGACACUAUUGUUCUUGAUAAUAUUACAUUUUGUAAUAGCUCUUAUCAACGCUGCUACAAUAACGGAAAUGGAGACUCUGCAUACGUCAUUAUUCACUGGUUAUAACAAAAAUGUGCGUCCGAUAACGAACCAAAACACGGCAAUAAACGUUAACAUAUACAUGUCAAUUAAGUCAAUUAGAGAAUUUGAUGAAGUUGAUGAAAGGUUUUCUUUUGUCGCAGCGUUGGUACUAGUAUGGACAGAUGAAAAAUUACAAUGGGACCCAAGUGUUAAUGGUGGCAUCGAACAGCUUACAGUGGCGUUCGGUGAUGUAUGGGUUCCGGAAAUGACGUUAUCCAGUCCUUCUUCAAAAGGGUCAACUAUAGGGAAAUCAACAGACAGAAUACGUGUUGACCAAUAUGGUCAAAUGGAAUGGAUACCAGCGGAUCUCAUUGAAAGCACGUGUAGUGUUAACGCUAGGAAAUUUCCAUUUGACACUCAGAGUUGCGACACGAGUUUUACUUCCCUUGGUUACAAAAGCCAUGAAGUGAAUCUUCUAGCUGGAAUGCCCAACGUCUCUUUAGAUGUAUAUACUCCUCACUCUGUAUGGGAUGUUACUGGAUCAAAAGUUAACGUUAAGACGGUAGCGCCUGGAAAUGAGUCUGAAAUAACGUUCACUAUAAAGUUGAAAAGGGACUCAACUUUUGCUGUGAUAAACAUUAUAAUGCCAAUAUCAAUUCUAAGCAUGUUAAAUGUUCUUGUGUUUCUCUUGGUGCCAGAAUCGGGAGAACGUAUUGGAUACUGUAUCACAACACUGCUCGCUAUUGCUGUGUACAUGACCAUUGUCAAUGACUUGUUGCCCCAAACUUCGAAGCCAGUACCGCUUAUAUCUUACAAGUUAUUUAUAGACUUGUUUAUAAGCGCACUUAUAGUAUGUGUCACCAUCCUUAACAUGCGCCUGUAUAGUAGGGACGACAGCUUUAUUGUACCUGCGUGGCUCAAGUCUAUGUACAGAUUUUUUACGUGUACCCGAAGAAAAAUAAGCAAAAUAAGCCGAAUCGGAAAUGUUGAGGUGGAGCCAGUUAUUGUGAUCAGUUCAGAGAAAAGUAAACAAAUUAGACCGCAGAGUAAAUCUGGAUACAGUGAAAAGGAAACGAUUCACGAGCUGGAAAAGUCAGAAGACGAAGGCGAUCUAAUUACUUGGAAGAAAAUAAGCUAUAUGGUUGACUGGAUUGUCCUUUUUACGAGUAUAUUUAUGUCACUUUUGAAUGUGAUCAUAUUUGUGGGUCUUGCAAAGUCGUAAUUAAAGAAAAAAAGAAAAAGAAAAAACAACAACAACAACAAAACCGAACAUCUGUGCAAAGGCCUGUGUAGACAACUGUAAAGUCCAGUUCUCAAGCAUUUUUGCUAAACGAGAAAGAAAUUUUAUUUGUAUCUCAAACAUAUUUUUUUUUUUAAAUUCUUCCUCAAGCGGAUAUUUUUAACAUAUUCAUGAUCUAACUAAAAGUGUUUAAAUUUAAUUUUUUGUAAGCAUGGACAUGUGUUAUUAUAGAUGGAAGUGUUUAAAUUAUGUGCUGUCUCGUAAGCAUGGCAACGCGUUGUUGUUAAUGGUGUUGGCAUUUUACCAUCACGGUAGUAAGACUCUUUGAAUUUGAAUUCACCCGAGCGCAGUUCAACCAUCGCAUCAUUUCCGGACAGGCUGUCAACUAGUACUAAUUUCCUGCACUUACACGUCUGUACAUGCCAGAGCAGUAUGACCGUACAAAUGAUUUCAUGAUCAAUUGCAACGAUUAUGAACGUUAGAUUGCUAAUUUCAUUGAAUAUUUCUUAAAAGAGCUGGGACAAAAAAAAAAUAAUAUUUUCCCCAAGAAUAGAGGAAAUAUAAAUAGCUUUCUAUACGCUUGCAUUCAUUCGGAACACCGCAACGAUUGGUACUGUUUAAUUACAAGAAUCAUUCUACAUGAUUUUUACAUACACGUUUAUCAAUCUUUUACUCUUCUUUCUUUCCUAUACAAUACAAUGUUAGAUAAUGGACACAAGGAAUUAUAUAGAGUGGGAAAGAAAAAGAAAUCGAGAAAUCCUCUUGUAAGUUGUAAACUGGUUGUCUUAAUGUAUUUUACUUAUUCAUUCAAUUUAUUUCAUUCGCCCUACUUUGUCACAUUACAAAUCUGUUCAUUCCACUAUUGACUUACAUUGUCAUACGAUUUUUAUUUUGAGUGUGGAUUAGCAAGUAUAUCUAACGGAUUAAUGUUUGACGUAGGUAUCAUUUUAAUAACUUUAAUUUCUAAAGAAGGAUUUGCCAAAAAAAAAGAAGAAAAAACGCACGUAUUUAAUCUCAUCAUGUGAUGCGUUUCGUAAUGUCAAUAAACGUUUUACGAUCAUAAUUGAAAGAUCCCUACCCUUUUAUUUGACUAUCAAUAUAUUUAACCACAAACAUUGACAUUGUGCUUUUUUGUUAACGAACAUUUUGUGAUGAGAUUCUUAUUGUAUCCACUAAUCUGAUAAAUUAUUACACUAUAUUACUGAUGCUAUUCAAAAGCCAACCAAAACAAUAGAUAGCGUUACUGAACUUUUAUAAAUUUGAUUUUGACUAGAUGGAAUAAUAAGAAAUGUCAGGGAUACAUGCAUUAUGUUUUGAUAAACAGAAGUUUCUAAUAAUAGUAUGGGAGAGUCCGUUUUUAAGUUAUAAAAGUAAAUGAAAUGUUUCACUUCCAGAUUGUUUAUACUGUAAGAUUGGCUUCUGUCCCAGAUUAUAAGUAGCGGAUAAGAUAAUUUAUUAUCAUUAUGAAUGAAUUUAGUAUUAAUAUAUUACACUAUCUUUGCAUUUUGGUAAACAAAAGUAAAAGCUAUUGUAUAUUUACAUACAUUGUUCCCGUUAACCAAAUAAAUGCGCCUCGUCAACGCAAAACUGUUUGUUUUGGUUUAAGGUGGUGUUUGGGACUUCUUCAAAUAUAAUGUGUAUAAUUUUAAUGGUCAGAAUUAAGUUAAUCACCCGCAGUUAUGUUUACCCGAGUUAAUCUUUUUAUGGAAUGUGCUUGUAUUUUUAGAGAAAAUUAAGGAAAGUUCUGUUUAUCUUUAUAUUAUAAUUAUAUUAUACCUUACCUAAAUGGUACUGCACCUCAGUACGGAUAGUAUUAGUACAAUUCGUUUUCAUUAUUUAGGUAUUAAAAAUCCUUAAUUGUAUAUUUACUUUUAACAAAACAAUUAUCAUUGAUGUCUCAACCUAUUAUGCUUCGCAAUAGACCUUUAUCGUAAUAAGGCG